This is a messenger RNA of Diospyros lotus (date-plum), 2318 nucleotides long. RefSeq names its product dihydrofolate synthetase. Gene Ontology annotation, molecular function: ATP binding; tetrahydrofolylpolyglutamate synthase activity. Gene Ontology annotation, biological process: tetrahydrofolylpolyglutamate biosynthetic process. The transcript has 11 exons. The record is from RefSeq and is a predicted model, not a curated record. Lineage: Eukaryota; Viridiplantae; Streptophyta; Magnoliopsida; Ericales; Ebenaceae. Bases 117 to 1901 code for a protein of 594 amino acids. Gene Ontology annotation, cellular component: mitochondrion; cytoplasm; cytosol.
GCGAUCAUAUCUCACCAUUCAGUAACGAAUUCUUCCUAUCGUCGUCCGCCGCUGUCGAUGCGGUUGCUUUCGGCGGCAACAACGAACAGAUUUGCCCUAGAAAAAAAGGUGAGAAAAUGAAAAUUCUCGGAGUUCUCACUCGAGGAUUCAUCUUCACUCGCAGAGACGCCUUGGUUUCAGCACCUUGUAGAAUAUUCAGCAACCAAUUCUUCCGUCGGGGCUUCUCUGCCGACUCAGGGGAUCCAGAGCUGAAGGAGUUUAUGGAUUACAUGGACAAUCUGAAGAACUUUGAAAAGUCUGGCGUCCCCAAAGGCGCUGGAACCGACUCGAAAGACGGGUUCGACCUCGGAAGGAUGAGGCGGCUAAUGGAAUUACUUGGUAACCCUCAAUCCAGGUUCAAGGCAGUUCAUGUUGCUGGGACCAAAGGAAAAGGAUCAACUGCUGCAUUUAUCUCCAACAUUUUACGAGCAGAAGGUUAUUUGGUUGGAUGCUAUACUAGCCCUCAUAUUCAGACCAUCAGGGAACGCAUAUCAGUGGGAAGAUCUGGCAAGCCAGUCUCAGUAAAGGCAUUGAAUUAUCUGUUUCAAAGGAUUAAGAAGGUACUUGACCAGGCAGUGGAACUUGAAAACGGGUGUCUCAGUCAUUUUGAGGUUUUCACUGCCAUAGCAUUCAGCUUAUUUGCUCAAGAGAAUGUUGAUAUUGCAAUUAUUGAGGCAGGGUUGGGUGGGGCACGGGAUGCAACAAACAUUAUUUCUAGUUCUGGGCUUGUUGCUUCAAUCAUAACAACAGUUGGUGCAGAACAUCUGGCUGCACUUGGGGGUUCUUUGGAAAGCAUUGCAAUAGCAAAGUCAGGAAUAAUCAAAUAUGGUCGUCCAGUGGUGCUGGGUGGACCAUUCCUUCCACAUAUUGAGCAUAUUCUUCGUGAUAAAGCAUCAUCAAUGUCUGCAUCUGUAGUGUCUGCAUCUGAUCCUGGAAACAGAAGCAAAAUAAAAGGCUUGUGCAAUUUAUAUGGUAAACCGGGCCAGGUUUGUGACAUAGUAAUUCAAAUUGAGAAGGACUUGCAAUUGUUCAUUGAGUUGUUUGAUGUAAAGCUGUCAAUGCUUGGAUCUCACCAACUUCAAAAUGCUGCAACUGCCACAUGUGCAGCACUCUGCCUCCGCUAUCAAGGCUUGAAAAUUUCAGAUGGAUCCAUUCUUAUUGGUUUAGAGAAUACAUAUUUGCUUGGGAGAAGCCAGUUUUUAACAUCUAGGGAAGCUGAGGCACUAGGAUUGCCUGGAGCAACCAUAUUACUUGAUGGAGCACAUACCAAGGAAUCUGCCAAAGCAUUGGCAGACACAAUACAGAUGAUAGUUCCGAAGGCAAAAUUGAUCCUUGUGGUUGCAAUGGCAAGUGACAAAGACCAUUUAGGUUUUGCAAGAGAACUACUUUCAGUGAAAAAUUUGGAAGCCAUCUUUCUGACAGAAGUUGAAAUUGCGGGAGAUAAAUCUCGAAUGACUUCCACAGCCUUACUAAAAGAUUGUUGGAUCAAAGCCUCUGAAGAAAUCGGGGCCACUCUUCUCGACUAUGGAGUGGCUGACAUGGAGAAGUUGCUCCAGCAAUCGGUUGUUCACUCUGCAGGGGGGCCGGACCACCAACCCAUAUUGACAAUCGAAACUUCAGUGGUUGCCUCCAUGAGGGCUGGAGAUGGAAUUCUCAGAGCAAAAGCAGGGAAUCAAUCAGGAAAUUACGAAUUACGAGAAAUGCCCGGCUACGGUAAGGGCCUUGGGCCCAGGCCCGGGCCUAUGGAGCAUGGGCUUUUUGCUAAAUGGAUGACAGGCCCAAUGAAUAACUACUGUUUGAUGACAUUGAAUACUAUUGUAUGGCUUUGUCGAUGGGCCCCAAUUUCUGACAAGAGCAUCUAGCCUACAAGGCGGGCGUUUGGUGGCAAACACUGUCGUAUCCGAAUCGGGUUUGAAAGCGAACUUCAAUCCGGGUGGCAUACAAUAAUGUUCCAAGGAUGGGGCCCAGGGAGGCAAAAAAAAAAAAAUUCGGGUGUGGGCCGGAAGAGACAAUUAAUCCAGCUGUCAGAUGACGUGGGCGACAGAGGUAGACGAGUCGGGAGACAUGUAGCACGAAAUAAUGAUGUCACUCUUGGCCUCUUUAACGCCUACCUCGAAUUUCCUUUGUGUUGAUUGGGUUGGGUUUGAAUUGGAACGGAUGGAUGGAUGUGCUGCUGCUUGCUGCUGCCUGUACGUGGGGUUAGGAACUGAUUGACGUUUCACAGUUCCUCUCCAUUAAUUUUUGCUUUUCCAUGCAAAUUAACUUUUCCCCUCCUCUAA